Molecule: messenger RNA, 1009 nt
Organism: Poecilia latipinna (sailfin molly)
Lineage: Eukaryota; Metazoa; Chordata; Actinopteri; Cyprinodontiformes; Poeciliidae
Exons: 5
Coding region: 199-921 (240 amino acids)
Source: RefSeq, a predicted model, not a curated record
UGUGCGUGUGUGUGUGUAAAGGUUUCUGCGUCCUCUCUGGGCUUGAUAACAUGCAGGCGGAGGAAGAGGGUGAGGUUUGGGGUGUGGAAGGGAGGCGUUUCCUCCGGUCCGGCUCGCUGUGAAGGGAAACUCCAGCUCACUUCAACCUGACGAGUCUCAUAGAUCAGCAGCUUCUCUCCAUCCUCUCUGCUGAGCAUCAUGGCCUCCAAAAACUCCAACAAGGUGCAGAAAGUGGUGAUGGGUCUGCUGGCGCUCUGGUCCAUCAUCUCCAUCAUCAUCAUCGUGGUUUGGGCCACGUCUCCGGACCUGAAGGGCUCGGCCCAGUGCCGCGCCGAGCUGCGGGAAGCGACGGAGAAACUGGAGGGCGCCAAGGUGGUGUUCAACAAGGACAGGCAGGCGCUGGAGGAGAAGACGCUGAAGGCAUUGGAGGAGCAGAAGCGGCUGAAGGCCGACAUCCUGCUGCUGCUGGGACGCCUCAACGCCACCAACGUCACGCUGGAGGAGUGCCAGCUGAAAAACGUCGUCCUGGCCGAGAACGUCACGGCUCUGCAGGACGACGUCAGGCUGCUGCAGCAGAGGGAGGCCAACCUCACGGAGCAGCUCAGCCUGCAGGAAGAGCGCAUCGAGGCCUUGCAGCAAAACCUGACACAGGCUUUCCAUGAGACAGAGUCCUGCUUCAGCCUGAAGAUGGCAGCUGAGAACCAGAAGUCAGCAGCUGAGAGUCUGACCAAAGUCUGUGAAUCCAAGCGGCAGCACCUGGAGAAGCAGCUUCAGAAGUGUAAAGCUGCAGAAUCAGAAACUCCUCAGGUGAACCAAGCAGGCUCCUCUGUCUCAUCGUCUCCCAACUCUGCUGCCGCGCCCCUCGCUGGUAUUCCCGCGCUGACGCUACUCAUUUGCGCUGCUCUCCAUCUCAUAACCUGAGUCCAGAGCGGCGGCGGGUCAAACCGGCAGCCAGCACAGCGGUCCAGGAGGGGCGGAGACAACACGACUGCUGUACAAACUUCCUGUC